AGGAGCUGGGAGACGUAUAAUCCACCCUAGGCAAGCCCGUCCGGUCGACGGGCAGCCCACCGCACGCGGGCAGCUGCUCCGGGCUGCCAAUCCACCGCGCUGCUCCGAAGUCGGGCCGGCGACGUCGAGGCGAUGACACAACUCCUGGAUGGCGGCGCUGCGGUCGACCAAGCUAAAGGGGACGGCAGAACUUCCCUAUGGAUCGCCUGCCACCAGGGCCGCGUCGAGGCGGCGCGGCUGUUGCUGAACAAAGGCGCAGAGGUUGAUCGGGCGAAUCAGAACGGUGCGACGCCACUGUACGUCGCCUGCCAGAACGGUCACGUCGCAGCGGCGCGGCUCUUGCUGGAAAAUGGCGCGGAGGUCAAUCGGGCGAAGGAGAACGGCUGGACCCCGCUAUUGAUCGCCUGUUGGAAGGGUCACGUCGACGCGGCAAAACUGUUGCUGGACAAAGACGCGGCGGUCGACCGGGCUGCGGAGAACGGUGCGACGCCGCUGGGCAUCGCGCAGAAGAAAGGCCACUCGUCCAUCGUUGCGCUGCUCGAGGAGCAUAUUUAC
Messenger RNA from Pelagomonas calceolata, 555 nucleotides. The record is from the annotation of a GenBank genome assembly. NCBI's taxonomy places the organism in Eukaryota, Pelagophyceae, Pelagomonadales, Pelagomonadaceae.